AUGGAAAACACAAGAAUAAGUCCUGGUACAAAGCGAACGCGAACCAAUGUCAAACAGUCAAAGUUCGGCUGCCUGACCUGCAAGAAGCGAAGAGUCAAAUGCGACGAGACAAAGCCAUCAUGUCGACGCUGUCUGUUCUCCAAGGUCUCAUGCCUUGGCUACCCCAUUGGCGCGCCACCGGGUCCAUCGCUGAGAGCAGCGGAAGCAGCACUUCUAUCUACCCGUAGCCCCCCUCGCAGCCCGACGUCUUCUCUCGACCGUUAUGUCUAUCUUGCCUGCACAGUUCUCAGUCAAGGACCACGUCGCGCAAAAAGCGAAUCUGAGAUUCUGUUCUGGAGCUAUGCAGUCCCCCAAAUGAUUCAUUCAAUCCCAGCAGUUCAAGCUGCCGCUGCUGCAUUCGGCGCUUCUUAUAAUGAACAUAUGCUUAGAUUGCAGGAGGGUGUUGCAACGACACGACAUUACCAUCAAGCACUGAAGCUAGUCCAAAAUGAAGUUUCGAAUCUUCGUAACGGCGCUUUGCCCUGUAUGGUCGCAUGCCUGCUUAUGGCAUUCACUGAGACUCUGCAGCAGCGAAGUGACAGGGGAUACAUGCACCUCCAAGGUGCUCUAGCAGUGAUGGCUGCACGAGGGAACAUUGGCGCAGAGUCACCGAUUGUUGCUCUUGGGCUAGCGACUUUGUUCGAGAAGCUCAAUCUCCAUUCGGUGACAUACGCCACUAGUCUUGACGUCCCAUUAACAGGCGAGUCAAACAAACCAAGUUCGGUCUUGGUGUCUCCAGAUCGAGCAUUGUACUCUAUACUACACGCCAGCUAUCGUUUUAUCUCAUCAGCAUUACCCUACAAAUACGCUCACCCUACUCAAAUUCCUCCCGAUCUACUGAUUGAGCAGGGGAGAUGUCGAGGAAACCUGCAACAGUGGUUAUCAUCUAACCAACUGAACCCUCAAUACAGCAUCUCGGAUCCGCAGAACGAACAGCUACUCGUUCUUCGAAUGCAAUGCUACACCGCACUGAUAUACGUCUCCAAUACUCUUCAACCCUUCGAGACAGCGUAUGAUAGCUACGCUCUAGAAUUUCAAGAGAUCAUCGCAUCAGCCAAAGCAGUCCUUGACAUCCGAUCGAGCGACAAGUCCUCGGAUUCCUUGCCAAUGUUUACACCAGAGAUGGGCAUCAUUCAACCUCUCUUCUUCGCGACGCUAAAGUACAGAAACUCAUUUUGGCGAAAACAAGCAUUGGGUCUCCUUCAAAAAAGCGGGAGAGAAGGUCCAUGGUGCGGUGCUAUCGAGGCUCAGAUACUGGAAGUUGUUAUCGCCGCUGAAGAGAACACAUUGGACAACUUAUCUUCAACCUUCAACGAGCCGCAAUCCAGUAUGCCCUCUACAGAUGUUCUUGAGCAGCAGAGGGUCCAUCUAUGUCUAGUACAAGAUUACUUGGAUCGACGCUACGAAAGCAUCACUCUCGACAAAGGCGCUGGAAGUCCAGCUCGCUUCGCAAAAGUCCAGUUAUGCAAAUGUCGAGACUUAAAAGGCAUGCUGAGCGAUGAGACUAGAGCUCCAAGGAAGGACUUUUGGGCGGAUGAGAGGUAUUGGGAUACAUGGCAUCAGAAUGUUCCUCUGCCAGAGUAG
Molecule: messenger RNA, 1623 nt
Organism: Fusarium mangiferae
Lineage: Eukaryota; Fungi; Ascomycota; Sordariomycetes; Hypocreales; Nectriaceae
Exons: 2
Coding region: 1-1623 (540 amino acids)
Biological process (GO): regulation of DNA-templated transcription
Molecular function (GO): zinc ion binding; DNA-binding transcription factor activity, RNA polymerase II-specific
Source: RefSeq, a predicted model, not a curated record